Molecule: messenger RNA, 2919 nt
Organism: Leptosia nina
Lineage: Eukaryota; Metazoa; Arthropoda; Insecta; Lepidoptera; Pieridae
Source: the annotation of a GenBank genome assembly
AUGGACCCAAUUUGGUUCAAGGAGGAUUUGGCUGAUGAAAUUAUAAAACAAAGUUAUAUAUUUAACGAAACACAGAGCAUUGUUACGGAUAUUGUUUGUGACCGCAUUGAUAUCACAAAAAUAGUUGAGAACAUGGCUGGAGUCUUAACCCAUAGAGAUGCAGAAAAUCGUGAAAAAGGGAUGCGUUUCUUUACUAAAUUACUCAAAGAUCUUCCUCAAAGCUAUUUAAAUCAAAUGCAAGUGAAUUUUAUUUCUAAGUUUUAUAUAGAUCGUUUAAAAGACAACCAUAGAGUGAUACCAGCAGUUCUAGAAGGUUACCUUGCUAUAAUGGAUAUGAAAAAUUAUGAAAUAAAGUUAUGUGGUGAAUACUUUAACAUAUUAUUUAGAGAAAUUGCAUGUCAGUCACAGCUUCGCCAAGAUAGGCUGAAUAUUUAUUUGACAGUUCAAAAGGUUUUGGAGAAAGACAUUGACUAUUUGAAAAGUUUAGGCCCUGACUUUGUAUUUGGCCUAAUAUCAUCUAUGGAUGGCGAGAGAGAUCCCCGAAAUCUAUUAUUUCUGUUUAAUUUCCUGCCAAACUUUUUGGCACACAUUCCACUUGGGCAUUUAGUUGACGAAAUGUUCGAAGUAAUCUCAUGCUACUAUCCAGUGGAUUUUCACCCGUCACCUGAUGACCCCGCUGCUGUUUCAAGGGAUGAUCUGGCCAAAGCCCUAUGUCCAUGUCUAUGUGGUGCUCAGGAAUUUGGUGAACAGUGCUUGGUAUUACUGAUCGAAAAAUUGGAUUCCAGUUUGAGAGUUGCAAAACUGGAUUCUUUAAGAUUACUGACUGAAAGCUGUAAGAAAUUCAAACCAGAAACCUAUUCACCAUUCUUAAAAGCGCUUUGGUCAUCAAUUUACAGAGAAAUUUCACAUAAAACUGAUGAAGAAAUAAAAAUGGCAGCUCAUGAAGCACUAUCAGCACUUGUAGCGAAUUUAGCCACUUCUCAUAAUACAGACCAGUCAUUUGAAAAUUUUGUCAAGGGUAUAAUCAUUUCCAUGCAAACAUCGGUUGCCGAGUCAACGACUGUCGCGCAGUUUGUUCAUGCCACGCGAGUUUUACUGUCAGUAGCAAAUAGCUCCAAAGAAUCAUGCAUAAUAGUGGCACGAUCUAUGAUUCCAGCUAUAAUUUCAUAUUAUGAAUUCAAAACAUCUGCAAAGUUACAGGUGGCUAGUUUAGAAUUUAUAGGCGACCUCUAUGAUCUGGCAAAACAUUGGGACGUGUUAAAUGAUUUAGAAAAACAGGCAAAUGAAAUUAUACCCCUCUGUCUCACAUCUGUUAGUGAACCAACAAAAGAGCACCAAAUGGCUGGCUUCAAAACAGUAAUAAAAACUAUACAUGCUCUUAAACCAGAUUUAGUGUUGCCAUUUGUUGAGAUUUUGAUACAUAUAGUACAACAUUCGGAAGACGACGAUCUUCUGCUUAUUAGUAUUGGCACAACCAAUGCAAUAGCAAGGAAAUACCCUGAACUAAUAAUGGAUUUAGUUGUAAAAGGAAAAUGUAACAUGGAUAACAUUAUGAGUGAUAAAACUAAUUUACAAAAGCGUCUCAAUUUGUUAUCAAACUUAGCAAGUAUAGAUGAUUUUACUAAAGUUAUACUUGAAGAGAUGCUGAAAAUUAUAACUUUAGAUGAAAAGAAUGCAUAUAACAUUGUCGAAGCUUUGAAUACUUCAUUAUCUAAUGCAAGUUUAUACACAGAGGAAAAAGUUACCCAAAUAGAAAGUGACCAUGGCCUAAUAGAUUCUAUACUUAGUUGGUUGUUCAAAGAAAUAAAAUCAGCAUCCGAGGAAUCUUUGUUACACGGAUACACAUUAAUAUCCAAUACAGUAUGUAGUUUGCCAGGCGAUAAGCAAAUUUUAAUCCUUGCAAGGCAUAGUCCAAAUAUAAUUGAAAAAUGUCAAAGUGAAGAUGUGUAUUUCCCUUUAUUAGAGUGUUUGUAUAGAUCACUACAUCAAAACAUCAAUGACCCAACAUUUGAUGAUAUAUUAAAAUUAUCAUUGAAAAAUGCUCUUACUAGUAAAAGUGUGUUUGUAAGGACUAGAGCUUGUUGUUUGGUGGCACACAUCUUAAAUAAAGCGGAGUUUGGUCAAACGUUUGAAAUGUUGUAUGAAUUGUUGAAGAAUUAUUUAGCAUCAUGUAGUAAAGACAACGAGGAUAUCUGCUCCCCUCUGAUUCACUUGUAUGGGUGGAUAGUGAAGGCUUUAAUACUGAGAGGCAGUGAUGUGUUUACAUUUUGGCUGCAAAAGAUUCUACUAACAAUAACAAAUCCAGAAUGCUGCAAGGAUGGUUCCGAAGCAAUCCGUCUCAUAAUGACAGAUCAACCUGACUCACUAAACUCAAGGUUACAUUGUCGCACAAGUAUACUCUACAAGCAGAGAAUAUUCCAGGCCUUUGUGACUAUGUCCAGUAAAUUAGGACCGUUUGAUGGAGAAACUAAAGAAGCAUAUUUGUUGAGUUGGGCAUAUGUGUUGGAGAAAGCACCUAAAACUGUACUUAAUAUUGAAGCAGCUCAAAUUAUGCCCCUACUUGUUGAUGCUCUGGAAUAUGAUAACAAGGAUUUGCUCGUUGUUAUGAUUGAUGUUCUCACACAUUUCGUGCUAAUGAAAAACCUGCUUGUGGCGCAGAGUUUCCAGACUAUAUUGCCGAGGCUGGUGAAGCUAUCGGAAUAUGUCAAAUCUAUGGAUGUCCGAAUAAAAAGUCUACAAUGUCUGUACGAAAUAGCUAACGCGUAUAAAACAGCAUUAUUGUUGCCAUAUAAAACGGAUCUGUUAUUUGAUUUAGCGCCAUCUCUCGACGACAAAAAGCGUCUCGUACGCAAUAUGGCGGUCCGCGCACGCACCAGGUGGUAUUUAGUGGGUGCACCUGGCGAAGAUAAAACUGAAUAA